AUGAAGCGGCCGAGAUCGUAUGGGGAUGGGAUGGACGAGGACGGCGGGGGGGAGAAGGGGGUGUCGAGGGAUUGGGGGAGGCGGGAUCAGGACGGAGACCGCCCGUCCCCCCGCCGCCGUUUCUACCCGAAGAUUGAGUUCGGUGGUGUCGGCCGCAAGGGUUCCUCUUCCUCGUCCUGCGACCGGACGCCAGAGAUCGACAGGGAGCCACCGCUGAGGUCGUCGUCGUCGUCGAGGAAGCGUUUCGACUACGAGCCGGAGGCGUUCGAUCGGCGCAAAGCGGGCGGCGAUGGCGAUCGGUACAGAGAUGGCGGGGAUCGAUCGGUGCAGUCCUCCUCGCCCCGCGUCUCGUAUUUCGGCGAUCGUAUCCACCGGGCUGAUAGCUUCUCCAACUCGUCGAGGAGGGACUACCCCAAGGGUUUCCGAUCGGAGAGGGAUAAACCUAGGAGGGAGGAGAGCACCAACUCCCCCUGGCGGAGAUCAAGCUGCGGGAAGGAUGCUUCCAGUGAUGAUGGCAAAUCUGUGGCUACGUCUGCUGGUACGGCGUCGGGCAGGGGACAUCGCAUGGCGUCAGAGGACACAGGGAAGACGAAUUCGAAGAGUUCCUCUAGUGGAGAGCAGCUGAAGAGUGUACAAGGUAGCAGGAAGCCUCGGGAGGCCAGGAAGGAAGCCAGCAACAGCAGCGAAAGGGAAGAGGGAGAACUGGAACCCGAUGUAGAGCCCCCACUGCCUGAGACCUUACAGGAUGCCGGACAAAUUUCCACCUCGGCGGAUACCAGGAAGACCGAGUCUGGGUCAAAGGUUCGUCGUGAACUUGAAAGAAAAUCCUCAGGUGAUGUGAAUGCAAUGGAUUGCCUAGAAGAGGAUGUUACUCAGAUGAAGGACGACGACCUGGGCGCAGGAUUGGACUCAUUCAAUGGAACUGAUGGAUUGCCUGCUCAUGGGAAUGCUCCAGUAGGUCAACCAGAUGGAAAGAAUGAUGAACCAAAUGAAAAAGAAUUGGGAAAAGGUGGGACAUCUCAAAGCGCACUGGAAAUGGAGAAACUGGUUCCAGCUGAGUCAGAAGACAGGGGUUCAAUUCCACUUGAAGGGGAAGAAGAGGGUUCAAUAGAGGAUCCAUCUUCUGAGGAAAAACAGGGGGGUUUAUCUCUUCCUGAAGAAGAAUUAGAGAAGACAAAACUAGCAGAGAGUUGUGGAGAAGAGAAGGACGUUCCUCCUCCUGAAGAAACAUUAGAGGAAGCAGGAACGACAGAGAUGUGUUGUGAAGAGAAGGGUGUUCCUCCUCCCGAAGAAAAAUUGGAGAAGAAAGACAAACCAGAUAUGUGUACAGAGGAGAAGGAUGUUUCUCCUCCUCAUGGAAAAUCAGAGAAGAAGGAGAAGAUGAGAAAUAAUGCAGAAGAGGAGGAUGCUCCUCCUGAAAAGAAAUUAGACGAGAAAGAGGAGGCAGAAAGGUGUAUAGAUGUCGUCUUAGAGUCAGAGACAGAACAGAAGGAAGACAGAUGGAUAGAUUCAGAGGUCAGACGAGAAGAGGUCAAGGGGGUUUCACCUGAAGUUGCUGCGGAAGCUCCAUUGGGGUUAUUUGAUGCUAUCAGUGUAGCUGUGGAAGGAAACAACAGUGCAGGAAAAACUUUGAAGUUCAUGGUCGAAAAGAGUGAUCUGGACAAAGGUAAAGGGUUGGCCAUUUCAACCUCCAAUGAUGAAAACUAUGUGGAUAAAGAUGAUGCAAUGGAAGGGCCUAGCAGCAGAGGGUUUGACUUGUUUUCCCCUACUAAUACCUCAAGACUGGAGAAGGGAAACAGUGGAGUUGUUAUCGGCAAAAGAAGAGAGUCAGACCCUGAUCUGGAACAGCUGGACCUCUCUCUGGGUCUCCCUGGGGCUUCAUCAGGACAUUCUUUCCGUGAUCCUCAACCAGGACCCCGUUCUCCUCGCAAUUCUCAGGGUCAAAACCCUAGGGGUUCCUCCCCUGUUCAUCCUCCUGCCACCCGGUCUCUACCAUCCUCACUUCCUGCAAACUCAGAUGGAUUUACUGCUUCACAAUCCUCCUUUUCAGGUUCCCAGGGAAUUUUCCACAAUCCUAGCUGCUCUCUCACUCAGAACUCCAAGGAGAACUUUGAGAACUCUGUGGGCAGCCAUCCUUUAUUUAAGCCCGUCGACCAGCUCUCCAAUGGUGGCAUAUGGCAGGGAAACCCUUCAAAUGAAUCCAGGCCCAAGGGGUUUGCCGUUCCAUUGUACCAAAGAUCUGAGGCGAAUGAGAAAUCUGCUCGUCAUCAUACAUCUCUUCUUGCAAAUGGGCGACAGGACAUCAAGCCUGAUGAUUACAAUUCCUGCAGUAUUAAGAAGGAGAUCAAAAGAGAGAGAAGCAGUGGCAACUUGAUUAGGAGCAAGCAGCAGGAGGCAGAACGGAUCAUCCCUAAUGGCUCUGGGGUCAUCGAUAGGGUUCUCUCCAAGAUUGUUUCGGAGCCUGCAGAAGUGGUUGGCCGGAUGCUCCAGGAAAUGACCGAGCAGUCCAUUGCCUACCUGAAGGAGAGCAUCGCUGCGAUGGUCACAAACCAGGAGAAUCACUCCCAUAUAUCUCCCCUGCUGGAGACUCUACGGAAAAGGUCAGACCUCUCGUUGGAAUCCCUGUCCAAGGUCAACCCCACCCUGCUGGAGAUUCUAGUGUCUCUCAAGACCGGGCUUCCUGGCUUUGUCCGAAGAGGAAAGAGCAUCCCUCCCUCUGACCUAGCCGAGAUAUUCCUGAAUAUGAGAUGCAGAAACAUGGCGUGCAGGAGCCUCCUACCGGUGGAUGACUGCGACUGCAAGGUCUGCUCUCAGAGAAAUGGCUUCUGCAGCGCCUGCAUGUGUCUCGUUUGUGGCGAGUUUGACUUGGCUUCCAACACCUGCAGCUGGGUCGGCUGCGACGUCUGCCUCCACUGGUGCCACACUGACUGCGCCCUCCGCCAUUCCUAUAUCAGGAAUGGUCGCAGUGCAGCAGAAGGGGGGCAGGGGGGGAGGGAGAUGCAGUUCCUCUGCGUGGCCUGUGGUCAUCCCUCAGAGAUGUUUGGCUUCGUGAAGGAGGUGUUUAAGAACUUUGCAAAGGCCUGGGAACCGGAGGUCUUAGCCAAGGAGCUCGAGUACAUCCGGAAGAUCUUCUCGUCCAGCGAGGAUCCCAGGGGCGUGAGGUUGCACGCCAUAGCUGACCAGCAGUUGAUCAAACUGGAGAAGAAAGCUGAUUGCGGGGAGGUUGUUCACCACGUUCUGGCCUUUCUGUAUGGUAAGUUUUCUUGCUUCUACUGUGCAGAAUACUGGCGUAGUAGUCACGCUUGUUUUUUAUUUAUUUAUUUAUUUAUUUAUUUUUUUCCUGGAUAGUCCCUUUGACCCCAUCUUGAUUUUGUCUUUUAUUAUUACCCCAUCUUUUUGAAUAUAUGGAAAGAGAUCGGAAGUAGUCUUAGCUAGCGUUGACUUGAUUCUUAACUGGCAUUUAUCUUGAAAGAUCUCGGGUUUUGCCUUUUUUUUGGCCCCCACAUGCUCUUGUUUUUCAUUUUUGAUUCAUCUUGGUCUCUAAAAGUCGAGGAAGCUUUAGCUUCCUCAAGGAUAUCUUCGCUCACAGUGCAUCUCUGCUUUUCCACACCAGAGAAGAAUCUGCUUUUCGGUCUGAUUUGUGGGCAGUAAAGAAAUAGAAAGUAGAGUAGAGAGAGACCGGAAGGGGGGAGGAAGGGCGCAUAUAUAUAUAUGCAGAGUGUUCCAAAAAUAGAAAAAAGAGUAUGAUCUACAGUUUUUUUCGAGAUUUUUAGGCGUUCAUGGUCCAGUUGGGCUACUCGCCAACUUUUUUAUUUCUAGAAGAAAGUUAUGGUAGCGUGUUAGCUUGAUCUUUCCUCUUUUGUCAAUCCAGAGACUGAAUCCACCAGUGGCAUCGGCGGCGGUGGCGGCGGUGGCGGCGGCGGCAGUGUUCCUCUCACAUUUCCUCAACAGGAGUCACUGGGGAGGAAGACCGAGUUGCCUGACGGUUCGGUUGCGUCAAGCAGGGAGGCCCUGCCACUGCCUGCAGUGAGAUCACCGUCCCUGUCGGAAAGAAAUUCCGGCGGUGGUGCUGUCCGGAGCUUGGGCAAUGAUCGGGCCGGCAGCCAGCCCUCGGCGGCCAGCCUUGGGAAGCAUCCCGCCGCAGACGAGCUCGAUGGUGUGGUGAGGUUCAAGCAAGCGGAGGCAGAGAUGUACCAAGCGCGUGCUGACGAUGCACGGAGAGAAGCCGAGGGCUUGAAGCGCAUCGCCGCUGCCAAGAUCGGGAAGAUUGAGGAGGAAUUCUCUGGCCGCCUGGUGAGGCUUCGCCUGGCCGAGGCGGAGGAGAGGCGGAGGCAGAAGCUCCAGGAUCUCCAGUCCCUUGAGCGAGCCCACCAGGACUUCUUGAACAUGAAGACGAGGAUGGAGGCCGAUGUCAGGGAGCUCCUCUGGAAGAUGGAGGCCGCUCAGAGGGACCUUGGCAGAUGA
Spirodela intermedia is the source of this 4464-nucleotide messenger RNA. NCBI's taxonomy places the organism in Eukaryota, Viridiplantae, Streptophyta, Magnoliopsida, Alismatales, Araceae. The record is from the annotation of a GenBank genome assembly.